This is a messenger RNA of Trichomycterus rosablanca, 6012 nucleotides long. RefSeq names its product neurexin 1a (gene nrxn1a). The record is from RefSeq and is a predicted model, not a curated record. The transcript is spliced from 21 exons. The coding region runs from base 1 to 4458 and encodes 1485 amino acids. NCBI's taxonomy places the organism in Eukaryota, Metazoa, Chordata, Actinopteri, Siluriformes, Trichomycteridae.
AUGAGCUUCUCUACUCGCAACAGUGUUCACAUGAUUUGCAUAGGCCUACUUGUUUGUUGCCUGGUAGACAUAGGGGCUAGCAUGGAGUUCACUGGUGCUGAAGGUCAGUGGGCAAGAUUCCCAAUGUGGAACGCCUGCUGUGAAAGUGAGAUGAGUUUCAACAUGAAAACGAAAAGUGCUCACGGACUCCUAGUGUACUUUGACGACGAGGGAUUCUGUGAUUUCUUGGAACUUCUUCUCCACAACGGUAGACUCAGUUUGCGUUUCUCAAUCUUCUGCGCAGAGCCUGCAACCGUUCUAUCCGAUACCGCGGUGAAUGACAGCCGCUGGCACUCAGUUAUUGUUCGCAGGAAUUUCAAAAACACUACGUUAAUUGUGGACGAAGAAAUCAAGUGGGUGGAAGUGAAGUCUAAAAGAAGGGACAUGACUGUUUUCAGUCAUUUGUUUUUAGGAGGGAUACCUCCCGAACUGCGAUCUUCAGCUUUGCGCCUCACGGCUGCGUCUAUCAAAGACCAGGUUCCAUAUAAAGGAUGGAUAACCGAUUUGAAGGUGAAUGGCUCUGAACCAGUGCUAAAUGGUAGCGAGGGGAUCAGCAAUGACAUUUGUAAAGCGGACCAUGUUUGCCUUAACGGAGGAGUUUGCAACAUCGUAAACGAUGAGCCCAUAUGUGAUUGUUCUGAAACAGGAUUCCAAGGGAAAGACUGCAGUGAAGCCGAUUCUCCAGAAGAGGUCUACGUUGGAGGUCUUGCGCACCUGAUGAUGGGCGACCAAGUGAGAGAGGAGUACGUGGCGACCUUCAAGGGCUCAGAGUACUUCUGCUACGACCUGUCUCCCAACCCUAUCCAGAGCAGCAGCGACGAGAUCACACUUUCCUUCAAAACCCUGCAACGCAAUGGCCUGAUGCUCCACACUGGCAAAUCAGCCGACUACGUCAACCUGGCACUGAAGAACGGUGCCGUCUCGCUGGUCAUCAACCUGGGCUCCGGGGCCUUUGAGGCCCUGGUGGAGCCUGUGAAUGGGAAAUUUAAUGACAAUUCCUGGCAUGAUGUGAAGGUUACCAGGAAUCUCCGUCAGCACUCAGGCAUUGGACACGCUAUGGUUGCAAUAUCCGUGGAUGGGAUUCUCACCACCACUGGAUAUACCCAAGAGGACUACACCAUGCUAGGCUCCGAUGACUUUUUCUAUGUUGGGGGCAGUCCCAGCACUGCAGAUCUACCUGGAUCUCCUGUUAGCAACAACUUUAUGGGCUGCCUUAAGGAGGUAGUGUAUAAGAACAAUGACGUAAGGCUAGAACUUUCUCGUCUGGCCAAACAAGGUGAUCCCAAAAUGAAGGUCAGUGGAAUGGUGGCUUUCAAGUGUGAGAACGUGGCCACGCUGGACCCCGUCACUUUUGAGACACCUGAGUCCUUUAUAACCCUCAACAAGUGGACAGCAAAAAAAGCUGGCUCCAUUUCAUUUGAUUUCCGCACCACUGAGCCCAACGGACUGCUGCUCUUCAGCCACGGCAAACCCAAGCAACAGCAGUCGAAAGACCCGAAAGGCCCUAAAACCAUGAAGGUGGAUUUCUUUGCUAUUGAAAUGCUGGAUGGUCACCUCUACCUUCUACUGGACAUGGGCUCAGGCACCACCAAAACCAGGGCCGUCAACAAAAAAGUCAAUGAUGGAGAAUGGUACCAUGUGGACUUCCAGAGAGAUGGCAGAUCAGGCACUAUCUCUGUCAACUCUGUGCGCACUCCUUACAAUGCUCCCGGUGAGAGUGAGAUCCUGGACCUGGAUGACACCCUCUACCUUGGUGGUUUGCCGGAGGAUCGUGCUGGCCUGGUUUUUCCCACCGAGGUGUGGACAGCUCUGCUAAACUAUGGCUACGUAGGCUGUGUGCGGGAUCUCUUCAUGGAUGGCCAGAGCAAAGACAUCCGACGACUUGCCGAGGCUCAGAGAGCUGUGGGUGUCAAGCCGUCUUGCUCUAAGGAGCCUCCUAAGCAGUGCAUAAGUAACCCAUGUCUUAACAAUGGCUUAUGCAGGGAGGGCUGGAACCGCUAUGUGUGUGACUGCUCUGGGACUGGCUACCUGGGACGUUCCUGUGAAAGAGAUGCCACUAUCCUCAGUUAUGAUGGCAGUAAGUUUAUGAAGAUCAAGUUGCCGGUGGUGAUGCAUACUGAGGCUGAGGACGUAUCCCUGCGCUUCCGAUCUCAGCGGGCUUAUGGGGUUUUGAUGGCCACCACCUCUCGCAACUCUGCAGAUACACUUCGGUUAGAACUGGAUGGAGGACGGGUCCGACUCACAGUCAAUCUAGACUGUAUCAGGAUUAACUGUACCACCAGUAAAGGUCCAGAGACCAUCUUUGCGGGUCAAAAUCUAAAUGAUAAUGAGUGGCACACAGUCCGUGUGGUCAGGAGGGGGAAAAGCCUGAAGUUAACGGUGGAUGAACUGCAGCCCUCAGAAGGCCAAAUCACAGGUGACCACACACAGCUCGAGUUCCAUAACAUAGAGACAGGCAUCAUUACUGAGAAGCUCUACAUGCCCGCUGUGCCCUCCAAUUUUAUCGGACACCUGCAGGGACUGUCCUUCAAUGGCAUGUCCUAUAUUGACCUGUGCAAGAACGGAGACAUCGACUACUGUGAGCUUAAUGCCAUGAUCGGCUACAAAAGCAUCGUGGCAGACCCAGUGACCUUCAAGUCUCGCUCCAGCUAUGUGACCCUGCCCACGCUACAGGCCUACUAUUCCAUGCACCUCUUCCUCCAGUUCAAAACCACCUCCCCUGAUGGCUUGAUCCUCUACAACCGAGGAGAUGGAAAUGACUUCAUUGUGGUGGAGCUUGUCAAAGGGUACCUUCACUAUGUUUCUGACCUGGGAAAUGGUGCGCACCUCAUAAAAGGAAAUUCCAACACACCUCUCAAUGAUAACCACUGGCAUAAUGUGAUGAUUUCACGCGAUACCAACAACCUCCACACAGUCAAGAUCGACACCAAGAUUACCACACAAACAACUACAGGGGCAAAGAACCUGGAUCUAAAAGGUGAUCUAUACGUGGGUGGGGUCUCUAAGGAGAUGUAUAAGGACCUCCCGAAGCUGGUACAUUCUAAAGAGGGUUUUCAGGGCUGCUUGGCAUCGGUGGACUUAAAUGGACGUUUGCCAGACUUACUAUCAGAUGCACUGGGCACAGCGGGCCAGGUGGAGCGGGGUUGUGAAGGUCCCAGCACUACCUGUCAGGAGGACUCAUGCUCCAAUCAGGGGGUGUGUCUGCAGCAGUGGGAGGGCUUCACCUGUGACUGCAGUAUGACGUCGUUCGGAGGACCAUUGUGCAACGACGCGGGAACGACGUACAUAUUUGGUCGGGAUGGUGGGCUGAUUGUGUACACCUGGCCUCCCAACGAAAGGCCGAGCACGAGGGCUGACAGACUGGCAGUUGGCUUCAGCACACAGCAAAAGGAUGCGGUGUUGGUCCGAGUGGACAGCUCAACUGGACUCGGAGACUACCUGCAACUACAGAUAGAAAAAGGCAAUAUCAGGGUGGUGUUCAAUGUGGGCACAGAUGACAUAAAUAUAGAAGAGACCUCAAAGUUUGUAAAUGAUGGAAAAUACCACAUAGUUCGCUUUACGCGGAGUGGUGGUAAUGCCACUUUGCAGGUGGAUGAUCUGCCAGUCAUUGAACGAUACCCAACAGGCAACUUUGAUAACGAACGCCUGGCGAUUGCUAGACAGCGAAUCCCAUAUCGUCUUGGUCGAGUAGUUGACGAAUGGCUACUCGACAAAGGUCGACAGCUCACCAUCUUCAACAGCCAGAAUACCAUAAAGAUCGGUGGUGGGGAGCAGGGCAGUCGCCCAUUUCAGGGCCAGAUGUCUGGCCUCUACUACAAUGGCCUCAAAGUGCUCAACAUGGCCGCCGAGGGUGAACCGAAUGUCCGCAUGCAGGGUAGUGCCCGCCUGGUUGGUGACCUACCCUCCUCUUCUAUUACACCCCAAUCCAGUGCUUCAGCUACGGGCAACCGCUCUGAAGCAUCACCCUCACUGACUGACAUCACCACCACCACUGCAUCCAACCGGCAGGGCAAGCAGACCACAACACCACAGGAUGAUCUGUUGGUAGCAUCAGCGGAGUGUCCUACUGAUGAUGAGGACAUUGACCCAUGUGACCCAACCUCAGGUGGGUUAGCACACCCUCCCCUGCCUGAAGCAAAGGGUUACCCAAGCCCAGAGGUGAUCCGCGAGUCCAGCAGCACCACAGGCAUGGUAGUUGGCAUUGUAGCAGCUGCAGCCCUGUGCAUCCUCAUCUUACUCUACGCCAUGUACAAGUACCGCAACCGAGACGAGGGCUCUUAUCACGUAGACGAGAGCCGCAAUUACAUCAGUAACUCUGCCACGCAGCCCAAUGGAGCUGCCGUAAAAGAAAAACCAAUUGGCGUGGCCAAGAUCUCCAGCAAGAACAAAAAGAACAAGGAUAAAGAGUACUACGUCUGAUCAUAAAGACCUAACCCCCCCUUCCUGGCUCACGGUUCCUGUGUUCCGAAACUCUCGGGAGGACACGCCAACCUGUGUAUAGUAAUUUUGAGGAAAAAGUACAGUCGAAACAAACUGUUACUAACAAUAUGAACAUAUAAUUUUUACUCAAACACACAAAUCUAAACGUGUGUAUGAAGGGAAUUCCACAAACCAAUCUGAAGUCAAUUCAAACCUCUGGAAAGGGACAGCCCAGAACAAUUCUAUAUGUGAGGGUGAAUCUCAAAAAGACAUGGCCAGUGGUCAGAAUUGAGUCUUUCGUAUUCCAUGUUUCAUAUUGCAUUGCCUGUGUGUGUGUGUGUGUGUGUGUGUGUUAUACGGGGACAUGCCCUCUACCCAAGAACAAGCAGAAAAUUACAGACUAAACCAUGGAAAAUAAACUUAUUACUCUGAAAAGCUACCUACUGUAUGAUUGUUCAAUCAGCCAAAGUAUUCGCCCCCUCUUUUUUAAUUGCAGUGUUGGCAUUGGAGACAGAUACAAGCUGAAGAUAACAUUAGAGGAUCCAAACACAAGUCAAUAUUGAGGAUGAAUGCCUUGAACUGUGGAGGCCUUGUUAUCGAACAGUGUUAAAUCGAUCGCUGAGUCAUUUGUCUGUGAGAGCAAUGGUCGACUCCAAUGAUUGUGGCGAAGGAUAAUAAAGCAUCUUUGGGCUUUUGGGGGAUAGUUCAAGAAAUACUCCAUGCACGUGAAGUAUCUUAUUACAUAUGUUUAUAUACGGUGCAAAGACUAUCUAUGUGUGCUCUCUGGACUGUGGCUGAAGUGGUGUUUUAUAGCCUGUUAUAUAGAUGAUGCCAACUACAGUAUACCUGCUCAAACCUUUUCUAGUAAAAGCAAAUGGGAAAAUGAUUAAAAACAGAAAAUCUAAAUGUCAGUGUGUUGCUAUAGCGAUAGAACCGUUUCUGCCAUUUGCUAUAACCAUUUGGACUCCUGUAUUUUUUUCCCUCCCUUGUGCAUCCUCAAUGUCAGUAUUGGUUUUUUUCGCCAUUGUAUUUAAUUUUGCAAUUACUCCCUGUGUGUCAGCAUACAGAGACACAAACACAGGUCUCGAUUUGACCAAGCAAACACAUUGACACAAACUGAAAUGAUACGUACAGUUGAAGCAAUAUCAUUUUGCUUCUCUUAUUGACCAAACUGAUUAUGCAUGGUCAUUAGUACAUGAUGGAAAGUUAAAAAAUGACAGGUAAUGACCGGAUUCCCCCCGAAUAAAAAAAUGUGCAAUGAAACAUUUCUGCCAAAUAAAGCACAUGUAUAAGAAAGAAAAAGUAAACUGUACUGUUUGUAAACACUCCUCUUUGCUAUCUUAUACUACAUGAAUGCACAAGAAGUACAAAAUGCGUAAACUUCAGAAUAAAAUUAUUAAUUUUCAUUUUUUGUGUUUUUAUUUGUGUACAAUUUUUCUAUGAUACCUUUUUUGUUUUUAUUGUGAAAAUUCUUUGACGACCUCAAAGUGAAGAUUUAUUAUGAAAAAAUAGUUUUGAAAAAUUAAAUGAAUAAAUAAAAUAUUAAGACUUAAA